Messenger RNA from Closterium sp. NIES-65, 1284 nucleotides. The record is from the annotation of a GenBank genome assembly. NCBI's taxonomy places the organism in Eukaryota, Viridiplantae, Streptophyta, Zygnematophyceae, Desmidiales, Closteriaceae.
AUGAAGCAGUCGGGAGGAGCCGCGUCGCUGAGCAAGAGCCACUCUCUCUCCUCGCACGACGCUUCCGAGAAGUUUCAACAACACCCGCCAAAUUCCUCCCGUGUCGUACUCCAUCCCUCAAGAGCGAAACAGUCGGGAGGAGCCGCGUCGCUCAGCAAAAGCCACUCUGUCUCCUCGUUCAUCCUGAUAGAUGCCCCUUCCGUUCAUAAUAGUCACAGUAAAUACAAGUACGAUCGCGGUCCGUCGUGGUCUCUCCUCGUCCUCGCCUGCGCGCUCACUGCGAUCGUGUCAAGCCUCGCGGGGUCCUACACUUCGUACGCGCUAACGAGGAAUUCGUUACAGUUCACGGAUAUUUCCGUAACGGCUUACUCGUCCAACUCCUUCGACCCCUCUGUUGGACUGUCCACUGUCAAUCCCCCUGCCGCCACAACCGCCGUCAAAACCGCCGGGGAAGCCGCCGCUGAAUCCGCCGUCACCCAUUCCAGCGAGACCAGAGGAAAUCAACGGGCAGAAGACGACGCGGUGGCGCUGUACACGCCAAAAGCGUCCCUGUUAUCGCGCUACGCGGACCUCAUCGGACCGAGCAGUCGUGGUCGCGACGCAGGCGCUGGGAGCGGAAAUCGCGGCGGGAAUCACGAGGCUGACUGGGUACGGCGGCUGAUUGAGUCAGCAAAAGUCAACGGCAGUCUUUCCGGUCAGCAGUUACGGAGCGCGGUGUCAGUCACAGCCGUGACUGGUGGGCAGAAGCAGAACGAGUCCAUGGUUGUUCUUGUAACGGGGGCUGCCGGAUUCAUCGGGUCGCACCUCGCGCUGGCUCUGAAAAAGGAGGGUCACGGGGUGGUGGGUCUGGACAAUUUUAACGACUACUAUGAUACUACGCUGAAGGAGGCGCGCGCGGCGCGACUCUGGUCUGCAGGGAUUGAGAUUAUCCGUGGUGACUUGAACAACGGCACGCUUCUCGAUAAGCUGUUUGCUACAGUCACAUUCACCCACGUGGCGCAUAUGGCGGCGCAAGCGGGAGUUCGGUAUGCGUUGGAGAAUCCGAAAUCCUACGUGGACAGCAACGUCGCAGGGUUCGUGAAUCUGCUGGAGAGGUGUCGCAGGGUGCCUGUGCGACAGCCUGCGAUCGUCUGGGCGUCGUCCAGCAGCGUGUACGGCGUGAAUCCUUCCAUCCCCCCUCAUCCUUCAAUGUCCAUACUCUCCUCCCUCUCCUCGCCCCGCUCCUUCCCCCACCUCUCAACCCCAUCUCCCCAUCCCCCUCUUCAUUGUCUGUUCCACCCAUAG